GGGUGAAAACCGUAAUUUUCUAUUUUAUCAUAUUCAUCACGAAGAUGGCACGAGGAGUAGUAUUUGCCGGUGACACGAAAACCAAACGACGAAUUCGAUUCCUCACACAACACACAGUCACGCACUCUCCGCCGCUGCUCCGCCCACUUUCAACCAUGGCAGAUCUGAAAUCAAAAUUCCUGCAAGUUUAUUCCGUAUUGAAAUCGGAGCUGUUAAACGACCCCAAUUUCGAGUUCACCGAUGAUUCUCGUCAGUGGAUUGAGCGGAUGCUGGACUAUAAUGUUCCCGGAGGAAAACUGAAUCGAGGGCUCUCAGUCGUUGAAAGCUAUAAGCUGCUGAAAUCAGGGAAAGAGCUGACCGAUGAAGAAGUUUUUCUUGCAUGUUCACUUGGGUGGUGCAUUGAGUGGCUUCAAUCGUAUUUCCUUGUUCUUGAUGAUAUAAUGGAUGGCUCUCAUACACGCCGAGGUCAACCCUGUUGGUUCAGAUUGCCCAAGAUUGGGAUGAUAGCGAUGAAUGACGGGAUAAUACUGCGCACGCAUAUUUCAAGAAUUCUGAAAAGGCAUUUCAAAGAAAAGCCUUACUAUGUGGAUCUGGUGGAUUUAUUUAACGAGGUGGAGUUCCAGACAGCGCAUGGACAAAUGAUCGAUUUGAUCACCACACUUGUUGGAGAGAAGGACUUAUUGAAGUACUCACUGCCUUUGCACCGCCGAAUUGUGCAGUACAAAACUGCCUAUUACUCGUUUUAUCUUCCUGUAGCAUGUGCACUUCUUAUGUUUGGCGAGAAUUUGGACAAUCACGUCGCUGUAAAGGACGUAUUGAUUGAAAUGGGAACUUAUUUUCAAGUUCAGGAUGAUUAUCUAGAUUGUUUCGGUGAUCCAGAGGUGAUUGGUAAGAUUGGAACCGACAUUGAAGAUUUUAAGUGCUCUUGGUUGGUAGUCAAAGCCCUUGAAUUAUGUAACGAGGACCAAAAGCUCACUCUCUAUGAGAAUUAUGGAAAGGAUGAUCCUGCAGCUGUAGCUAAAGUCAAAGACCUUUACAAAGCUCUCAAGCUUCAGGAUGUGUAUCUGGAGUACGAAAGCACGAGUUACGAGAAGAUAACUAACUCGAUCGAAGCUCACCCUAGCAGGGAAGUACAAGCUGUGCUCAAAUCGUUCUUGGCGAAGAUUUAUAAACGACAAAAGUAAAUAACACUGCGUAACCAGGUAGAACGAAAAAAAUAAAUUACGCAAUAAAUUAGCUUUAAAAAUGUACUAAUUACAUUUUUAGAAAUGUACUCAAAACUCUGCAGAUGAUGACUAAUUACAUCAGAAUUAAAAAAAAAAAAAAAAGAAUAAACAGAUGAUGUUUAUGAAACCUAUUAUAUACUGGCUGCAACAUUAGAGCAAUAAACGUAGGAAAUGAAAAAUUA
Messenger RNA from Erythranthe guttata (spotted monkey flower), 1408 nucleotides. Its product is annotated as farnesyl pyrophosphate synthase. Gene Ontology annotation, molecular function: (2E,6E)-farnesyl diphosphate synthase activity; dimethylallyltranstransferase activity. Gene Ontology annotation, biological process: trans, trans-farnesyl diphosphate biosynthetic process. The record is from RefSeq and is a predicted model, not a curated record. Lineage: Eukaryota; Viridiplantae; Streptophyta; Magnoliopsida; Lamiales; Phrymaceae. Gene Ontology annotation, cellular component: cytoplasm.